Messenger RNA from Colletotrichum spaethianum, 1170 nucleotides. Its product is annotated as endoglucanase gh5-1. Gene Ontology annotation, biological process: glucan catabolic process. Gene Ontology annotation, molecular function: hydrolase activity, hydrolyzing O-glycosyl compounds; cellulose binding. The record is from RefSeq and is a predicted model, not a curated record. The transcript is spliced from 3 exons. NCBI's taxonomy places the organism in Eukaryota, Fungi, Ascomycota, Sordariomycetes, Glomerellales, Glomerellaceae. Bases 1 to 1170 code for a protein of 389 amino acids. Gene Ontology annotation, cellular component: extracellular region.
AUGAAGUACAUGCUCUCUUUUGGCGCCCUCGUCGGCGCGGCCUCUGCCCAGGCCGGCGCUUGGUCUCAGUGCGGUGGCCAAGGCUGGUCCGGAGCGACGACCUGUGUCGACGGCUACACUUGUACCUUUUCGAACCAAUGGUACAGCCAGUGCCUUCCCGGCUCCAGCCCGCCUCCACCUGCGACCACUCUCAUCACAAAGACGACAUCGACGGUCAAGCCCACCGCCACCUCGACACCUCCACCAACCAGCAACGGCGGGUGGAAGUGGUUUGGAGUCAACGAGGCUGGAGCAGAGUUCGGCGAGAAGGUCUUGCCCGGUACCUGGGGCAAAGAAUUCACCUUCCCCGACCCGGCAGCCAUCACCACUCUCCGCGGCCAGGGUUACAACACAUUCCGUGUCCAACUCAAGAUGGAGCGCAUGACGCCCGGCUCCUUGACCAGCGCCUUCAACAGCGCCUACCUGCAGAAUUACACGCAGGUGAUUAACCACAUCACCCAGAGCGGAGGAUGGGCUGUCCUGGACCCCCACAACUACGGCCGCUUCAACGACGCCAUCAUCACCGACACCAAUGCUUUCCAGACGUGGUGGAAGAAUUUCGCGACCCAGUUUAAGAACAACGACAAGGUCAUCUUCGACACCAACAACGAAUAUAACACCAUGGACCAAACACUCGUGCUUAACCUUAACCAGGCCGCAAUCAAUGGUAUCCGUGCCGCCGGCGCCACGCAGUACAUCUUCGUCGAGGGCAACCAGUGGUCCGGCGCGUGGUCCUGGACGACAGUUAACGACAACAUGAAGGCGCUCACGGACCCCCUGAACAAGAUCAUCUACGAGAUGCAUCAGUACCUUGACUCAGACAGUUCCGGCACAUCGGCCACCUGCGUGUCGACAACCAUUGGCGUCGAGAGGGUUCAGGCCGCGACCAACUGGCUGCGCCAGAACGGCAAGGUUGGCGUCCUGGGCGAGUUCGCCGGUGGAGCAAACCCCCAGUGCCAGACCGCCGUCAAGGGCCUGCUCGACUACCUCAAGGCCAACUCGGACGUGUGGACCGGUGCGCUCUGGUGGUCGGCUGGGCCUUGGUGGGCAGACUAUAUCUACGGCUUCGAGCCUCCUUCCGGCACGGGAUACCAAUAUUACAACAGCUUGCUCAAGGGCUAUGUUGCGUGA